CCACACAACCCCCCACAAAAGAAGAAGAAGCCAUUUUCUUCUUUUGUUUGCAAAUGUUGUCUGCACAUGAAUAGUGUGACCGAGUCGACUCACUGACUCACCCUUUCUUCCUCCUCUUUCUCACUCUAUUUUGCAUACAUCAUUUCAGUCAACACCAACAAAACCAUUUUUGUUUAAACAAACGUUUUCAGAAAGCAAUGAUCUCAAAAGACAUCAUCCAGUUAAUGAAUUCUCCAACCGUAACUCCAUUCAUGAAAAACACUACUGCUGGUCAAGUGGUAGUGCAACAAGAACCCAUGCAAGCGGUUGGGAAUCCAAAUCUAGGGUUCCCUUCUGCAACUGAAAAGAAAAGGAAGAAGAAGAAGGAGGAGGAGAAGGAUGAGAAGAAGAAAAAGAAGAAGAAGAAGAAGAAGAAGAAGAGUAGGUUUUAUAAGAACCACAACAACAACGACAACAACGUUGUAUUAGAGGAUUUGACCUUGCAUCUUGAAGAUCAACUCAAGGAGUUGUGUGUUCGAUUGAGUAGAAGGAAGAAGGCAAAACAAUCCGAUGAGGAGGAGGAGGAAGAGGGAACCCUUAGGUUGGAGGACUUCCCAUUCUUAAGAAAACGAAAGGGAACAGCUGUGACGGAGAAGCUUUUGGAGAUGUCCUUUAAGAUACCUAUGAACCAAGGGAUCUAUGAAGAAAUGGAGAAGCUGGAGCCAAGGGCUCAAGCGGCAGCCGAGCAACAGAAGCAACGAUGGUUCCCUUUCUCUGAACGGCUUCAAGGAUGGAUCGGGGAGCGUCGGGGACGUAAAACCUAUAUAUCGAUCCCAUAUGACAUGUAUUAUCAUCACAUACAAUCAAAAGGCCACUUUAAAUCCACAGUGGAAGUGAUUAAAUUUGUGAAGAAUAAUGUUUAUCCUGAUCGUCUAGAGAGCAAUAUUUACCCCAAGAAGACCAAAUCAAUUAAAUCAGCUAGCUCCUCCUCUUCAACCCCACCAAAAAGGAGGGGACGAAAGAGCAAAACAAGCCAAAAUGACAAUAUCAAGUCAUCAACAUCAUGUGUCUCUUCUUCCACAGCCAAAUUAGUGGGAAACAAGAGAAGUUUUGAAGAAGCUCAGUUGGAUGCAAUAAUUACCGAAGAAGAGAUGGAAGUUGCAAACAUCGUGGCUAAUGAUUUGAAGGCAGGGAAUAGUAAGACGGAAGAUAGCUAUGUAAUUGAUGUGGAGGAGAAGGAUGAGGAGUAUAAUAACAAGUUGGAGGAAACUAUCAACAACGCUACUGCACCACAUCCCAUCGAAGUAGAAGAAGAGCCAAAAUCACUUGGAGUUGGCGUCGAAAAUGGUGCUAAAUCAUCGGUAGCAUCCACGAGCUUCACUGCUACUUUCGAAGAUAUGGGUUGGUGUGAUAAUGAGGUGUUUGAGCUUGAAGGUGGCAGAAGCAGUUCCAUUGCCCCAGUGGAAGCCAUUGUGCCUAUGGGAGAAGGCAUAAAAACUUGGGGAGACGAUAAUGAUGGUUAUAAUGAGUAUUAUUAUCACGAUUAUGAUCAUUAUCAUAAUUAUGUUGCUCCAAUGGUGGAAGAAGCUCUUGUUAUUGAACAAUCUCUUGCGAUCCUUAGUGAUGUUACAGGAUCAAAGAUGGAAGGAAAUCAUGAUCAAGGUGGUGGAAAUAUGAACUUCGACGAUGGUGUUAUUGUUGCAACAACUACAGGAGGAUCACUAGGUGGGGAGCCUAACCGUAGCCCUAGCCCUAGCCCGAAAUGCAAACGACAUUGCAUGAGAGAGGUUGCGUCCGGUCUACUCGAUGAUGUAGUUCGACAAGGGUUUGGCAUUGGUUCUUCAGCCAAAAGUAGUUGUGGUUAUGAAUUGUUGACAUUGGAAGAGAUCUUCAAGGACUAAGCUUUAAUGUUCGUGGAAAUGUUUUAAACUUUUAGAGCCAACCCCUAAUGAGUGUUAUUGUAACUAGUUUUAAUUCUUGUGAACAAUUUGCUAUGCUUGUUAUGUGAAAUCGUUUAUAAUAUUCCUUAUGGUUCAUUGGUAAAGACAAACAAACACAUGAACAUUAGUUACCAUAAUUAAACAAAUGAAAAGAGCUUAAACGU
Molecule: messenger RNA, 2083 nt
Organism: Linum trigynum
Lineage: Eukaryota; Viridiplantae; Streptophyta; Magnoliopsida; Malpighiales; Linaceae
Source: the annotation of a GenBank genome assembly